AGCAAUAAUGAGAAGUGCAUGUCAAAUGAUAUUCAUAUUCACUGAUAGAUUUUUUUUUUUAUAUGUAGAUUUUUAUUAAUUUAUUUUUUAAAGUGAGUGCUUUGAUUUUUAUUUUGAUAAAAGCACCAAUGCCAGAAACUUAUUUUGAACAUUUUUAACAAUACCCAUCAGCAUGUUAGUUUUUUUUUUUUUUUUUUAAAGAAUUUUACUUUCUUAUCCUACCCUUCUAGAUCAUUAUAAACAUCAUUCAUUGGUAAAUAUCUGGAGCUUGUCUGUGUUCUUAGUUGUUAUUGUCCAAGUCUUUGUGCCAAAGAACUGCUUUCAGAUUUUAUUGUGUAGGGACAGCCUUGUAUUACUCCUGUCUUCAAUUUAAAGGAUAAAUAAACAUAUAGUAACAACUAUUUCAAGUAUAGCGCAGCACAUGGAUUAGGUAAUAAAAUAUCUGUCGACAAUACUUAGCGCCAAAAUGACUACUGCAUCAAAAAGCCUUGUUUUAAGGAUACUAUUAGUUUAAUGUGGUCUGUCUAUCAUAUGUAGGUCUUAAAAUUUGAAAAGCUAUUGAAAAUCCCAUUUCAUGAUAUUUUGCAAAGGCUACAUUUUCUGUUCUGAAAGCAAGCGCACCAUUUUGUUUUCAAAAUUAUGUAUUGUUGUCAUUCUGCAUGCACAAGGCGCAACAGUGCACUAUUAGAUCACUGUAUAUGAACUGGAGCAACUGGAAUUCCAUCUAAGUGGAAAAGGAAGAAUAUAAUAUUUUAGACGAGAACUUGGCUUGAUCCCCCUAGAGUAAUGGUUCAGCAAGGUUCUUUGUGUGGGUUGUCUAGUCAGGAAGUUUUUGCCUAGGAAAACUGUGGUAAGGGUGUUCUAGUGAGUGGAUGACAUUCCUGUUGGUUUGUUAUUGGAAAGUGAAGACAGAGGCGGCGACAGUGAACCCUGCAGGAAAGAGUUUGAAGAUCUAAAAACCAGAAUUGACAUUUAUGUUCAUUGUCAAAGAGCAAAACAAACAAUGUGAACAUUUGAGCGACUCUGACAGCACUGAAAUAGAUCUAGACAGUUCAAUUUUCCUGCAGGAAGACGUGGGAUUGCAGCCAAUAGACCAUGAACAACCAAGCAGCCAUUCCGUAAAAAAGGUUCAAGACCAGAAAAACAAGCGGUACUUAGAAAAAGCUCAAGCUAGGAGUGAAGAGAACUUGAGAAACACAAGCAAUGAAGUUAGUAACAUAAAGUCAAGGUUGAUAAAAUACAACUACAUAACCAGACAGAAAGACAAAGAAAUCCAGAGACUCAAAAGUGUACUGGAGCGCCAAUAUGAAAAAGCGUGAGUUUUCACAGCAUGACAGUUUUUUCUUAGAAGACUUUUCACAGUGUCAACUUUGUAUUGUGGCUUUCUUCAAUUGUCAUUAAGAUCAGUGAAUUCUGUUAAUUCUAGAUUUGAAAUUUUGUAACUUAAUACUGUGAUUAAAUACUGAAUUGUA
Molecule: messenger RNA, 1472 nt
Organism: Biomphalaria glabrata
Lineage: Eukaryota; Metazoa; Mollusca; Gastropoda; Planorbidae
Exons: 8
Coding region: 975-1319 (114 amino acids)
Source: RefSeq, a predicted model, not a curated record